AUGACAUCUCCGCAGCAAACGAACAAAAAACAGCGAAAGUCCAUCACGUUGGAAACAAAACUGGACGUACUGAAAUGUUUGUCAGGUGGACAAUCUAUUGCCGCUGUCAGCAGAACGUUCCAGUUGAGCGAAUCGACAGUACGUACUAUAAAAAAAAGCGAGGAGACUAUCAAGAGAGCUGUGGUGGGCAGUGCAGAUUACACCGCCAAGCGUUCUUCGUACAUUCGAGACCCAAUAAUGAACAAAAUGGAAAAAGCGUUGCUUAUAUAUAUAGAAGACAUGUCGCAGAAGCGUUGUCCCUUGGACCAAGGAACCAUCAUGGCUAAAGCUUUGCGGCUUUAUGGGAAAUUUCAGGAAGAAGAGCCGUCGAGCUUCUCUGAAAAGAAACUGGAGUUUUCCGCUAGCAAAGGUUGGUUCUACAGGUUCAUUCGGAAGCACUCGAUAAGGAAUGUGCAGAUUAAAGGCGAAAGUGUUUCAGCAGACUUCAAGGCAGCCAAAUCAUAUCCAGCCGAGUUUAAACAGUUGAUCGAAGAUGGUAAGUACCACCCCGAUCAGGUGUUUAAUGCGGAUGAAACUGGAGUGUUUUGGAAAAAAAUGCCGAGUAGGACCUAUGUGACAAAGGCGGAAAAGUCGGCAUCUGGCUUCAAGGUUGCUAAAGACCGGAUUACAUUGCUUUUUUGUAGCAAUGCCUCAGGAGAUCGAAUGCUGAAACCACUGCUUUUGCAUAAAUCUGUACGUCCAAGAUCCAUGAAGUGUUUAAACUUCAAUGAUCUACCAGUACAUUGGAUGUCGAAUGCAAAAGCCUGUGUAACGCAGGAGAUUUUCAGGAGAUGGCUAGAAGAAUACUUUGUGCCGGAAGUCAAACCUUAUCUUGCUAAAAAAGGACUGGUGUUUCGAGUGCUUCUCGUAAUUGACAACGCUCCUGGGCAUCUGCGCGUCGAGCACCCGAAUGUGCAAAUUGUAUUCCUUCCACCGAAUACAACAUCUUUAUUCCAGCCGCUCGAUCAGGGCAUUAUCGCCACGUUCAAGAGGCAUUAUAUUAAAACUACCUUCCGCUACAUCUUGGAUGAAAUCGAUACAGGCAAUGCAUCGACCAUAAUAGAAGCGUGGAAGUAUUUUACAAUGCGUGAAUGCGUAGAAUCCAUUGAAGUUGCAGUGAAACUGUUGAAGAGGUCAACGUUAAAUGCCUGCUGGAAGCCAUUGUGGCCUGACUGUGUACAUUCUUCGAUGCCAGCAGGUAACGAAGAGGGCGAAAUACUUCUUCUAGCCCAUGCUGUUUGCGGUGAAGGAUUCGAUGAUUUUUCCACAGCAGAUAUUGCGGAAAUGUUAAGGGAACCAUUUUUCGAGGAUGAAGAUUUACUGGAUUAUGUGAAUAAUUCAGCAAAUAUUGAUCAUGACGAGGAAACGGAAUUCACCGAGAGCAAGAUUAAGGAAGGUUUGCAACUUGGUGAAACGCUUGCUGAUUUUUUUGUGACAAACGAUCCUUGUAUCGAGCGAGCCAUCUCCUUCCGUAACGAUCUAAGGCACUGUUUACUACGAUACACCGAGCUGGUAAAAUACGAGAAGAAAACUACCGAAAAUGCACAGCUAAACGGCGAGGAACCACAACCUGUCGAUAGCCCGUUGAAACGCCGACGAUGUGGUGUUAUCUACGAUAGCGAUUAA
Molecule: messenger RNA, 1665 nt
Organism: Toxorhynchites rutilus septentrionalis
Lineage: Eukaryota; Metazoa; Arthropoda; Insecta; Diptera; Culicidae
Product: tigger transposable element-derived protein 1-like
Exons: 1
Coding region: 1-1665 (554 amino acids)
Cellular component (GO): nucleus
Molecular function (GO): DNA binding
Source: RefSeq, a predicted model, not a curated record